Fusarium odoratissimum NRRL 54006 is the source of this 3599-nucleotide messenger RNA. RefSeq lists its product as uncharacterized. The coding region runs from base 636 to 2768 and encodes 710 amino acids. Gene Ontology annotation, molecular function: zinc ion binding; nucleic acid binding. The record is from RefSeq and is a predicted model, not a curated record. The transcript is spliced from 3 exons. Lineage: Eukaryota; Fungi; Ascomycota; Sordariomycetes; Hypocreales; Nectriaceae.
ACUCAAAAGUGGCCCGUGCGCACGCGACAACACUUUCAGCAUCGCCAUCCACCAAUGGAUGACUAUCGUCGCCAUCAAUAUCUUGUUAAUUGACCUCCAGCUCCAACCUCAAUUUCGACUCCGUCAUCAAUCAAUCGGACAUCGCCAGCCUCUCUAGGUCGUUCACAUCAAAUAUCUCUGAAUGAAGCCCCUCUGAUAUUUUACCUGAGAAGGUCCAGGGAGGGGGCUUUCGCUUUCGCAUGUCGCGACCGCGCGCGGGCACUUGCACCAACAAGCUUGGGCUGUAACAGUAACAUCCCCAAGCCAUAUUUUCAGUCUCAGCAACACAGACUCUGUCGCCUCGCUUCGCCUCUCAGUCGCGCCGAGGCCCCUGUUGUGAGACGUAUCACAGUGUUACUCAAGCCAGCCUCAGGCCGCUUGAUCAAACUUGUUUCCUUCUCUUGGGUCGUGACCGCGCCUGAACUCGUUCACUUUCUGCUGAUCAAGUCACUGUCACUCUUCUUUAGCAUCACAAGUAUUAUAUACACCACAGCGGAAUUUGGUCUGUGUUUUUUUCUUGCCGUUGUCUGUUAACAGGAUAGUGUCCUGUGCUGGUCAAAGCUAUCUUGCACAAACUACGCUUUCCUUCAUCUGUCAUGUCUAAUACGGCUCCUGGCCAGUCUCGGCCAGACGACGCCAGAUGCUAUAACUGCGGCGAUUCUGGCCAUUGGACUGUUGCAUGUCCAGAACCCACCAGGGAAACUCCUGCUGGUCUCGCAGCUUGGAGGAACGCCAACGCUCCUGGACACGGAGGUAAUAGAGACCAUCAUGGUGGUUCCAAAAAGUCUAAAGGUCCUAUCAUUACCAAAUACGCACCUGCGCCUGUACCAGCAUCAGCACCAAGCGUGGCUCGAUACGGUCCUCCUCCAGGAUAUGGGCCUCCUCCACCUGCACACUACCCCGGAGGACCUCCCUCCUAUCCUCCGCAAUACCCUCCUUACGGAUCCUCAGCAUCUAACUACGCACCACCUGGCUACUCACCUCCAGGAUACUCUAAUCCAUAUCCUCCACCUUCUUAUGGUGGUCCUCCCCCAGGUCUUCCGGCACCGCCUCCUAGGCCUCCUGGCACAUAUGCUUCUCCUCCUCCACCUCCCCCUCAACCUCCAGCGCAACCACCUUCAUAUCCACCACGUGCAUAUGGUCCUCCUCCGCCUCGCCAAGACCACGUACCCUACCAUCCACAGCCUCAUUAUCCCCAUUAUCCUCAGCCAGCUUCAGCACCAUAUGCUCAGCAUCCACCGCCGCCAUCAUACCCGCCCCCUUAUCCCUCUCACAGCGCGCCUCCGUCGUAUGGGCACCCUCCACCUUCACGGCCUCCUAUCCCAUCACCAGCACCACCUCCUGCAUCACGUCCACAUCGAUCAGCUUCAUCCUCUGUACCACGCCAGAAUUCUGCAUCAACUUUACCUUUGUCAGCUUCUUUGCCCCCUAGACCUUCUCUACCUCCAAAACCACCACAACCCAAUCAGCAUGGUCAACCUGGUAGGGGACGUCGGGACUUUCCUGACCAUUCUCGAGAUCAUCGUAACAAGCGGAAGAAUGAACGACACCCUCGUAAUCACGACUAUCGACAAAAGAAGAAUCAGCCUCUUUCUCGGCCGGAUCAGAAGCCACAAGACAACAACAACAGACGCCCUGAUCUCAAGACGCCCAACCAUCCCAAACCUGCGCCGUCUCCUAAACAGGGGGAUCAGAAAGGCUCAACAACUGCCGUUGAACCAAAGUCAAGCCCGCCUGCUGCUUCUCCCGAAACUAAAAAGGUUCAAGUUGAAACUCCUAGACCUGAUUCAUCACAGAGACCGGAUACAGCACCCGAAAAGGCUGUCGACGAUGAAUUUGAAUGGGACAAGAAUGUCAUAUUCGCAGGGCCAGAGCCACGUCAUCCACCAGAUGAGGUUGGUAAGCCAUUGCCAGCAGAAUAUAAUGAUGAGGUGCUUCUUCCUAGAAAAUGGGAUGCAAAAUGCAUCGAGUCGCACUAUGUUCAAGCUGACAAUAUCGAGGAAUACGUGAAGCCAAUACACGAAACUCCGUAUUGGUCAAAGAUCGAACACGACCCCGCGUUCGUACGAGACGGCAAGCUUCCUAGCGGAGAUGCCAUUGCCAAUCUCCCGCCAAGACCACCACCAAAACUUGAGGAGAUCGCUCGGAGCGAAAGUUCCGAAAGUGGCGAGGUCCAUGAACGGCUUGCAAAACGAGGUCACCCAGAUGACGAUACCCCUGGUGAGCGCCCAGUGAAGAGACAGAGAUCCCGAAGUUCUUUCGAUGCCAGCUGCAGAGGAUCACGCGGCCGACAUUCGCGCUCGCGUGAUUCGUACGUUCCGCAAGGACGCAGGUCACGUCCAGGUAGUCCCGAACGUCGACCUACAGAAUUCCGUAACGUCGACGACCAGCGACGAUCGAUAGACCGGUACCAACCAGAUCGGGAUAGAGACCAUAGCCGUGGUCGUGGACGUCGCCGGAGUCGUACUCGAAGUCGCAGUCGAGACCAUAGUCGGAGUCGAAAUCGCAGUCGCAGUCGCAGCCGUCGCCGCAAUCGAACCCCAACGUCGCGCGACUCAUCAGUAUCUGCUGCAUCUUCAGGAUUGGAUUCCUUGGAAGCCGAGUUGCUGGGACGAGAUACCAAAGCAAAGACUCCUGAAGGAUCUCCAAGGCCGAAGUCGUCCAUGUCAGGGCUCAAGCCGAAACGGCGACAAGCAAAGCUCGAUUCAGCGUAUAGUCGCCGUUGGUAGGCGACACAACGAAAAUGGCUGCGCAUUAUUACAGCUUCUCAACGUUACUGGUACAUCAUGUUUUCUUUCUUCCGUUCCCCAACUUGGAACCGCAACUCGCGUUGCAACGAUUCCAUGUAUCUAGGCCAGGCACUAUUCCCUCACUUCUCUUCCCUUCGUUCAUUCAGCACCCUCCCUACACACGGGCUGUGCUUCUCUUCACCUUAGACUUUAUUAGAAUGGCGCUGUGGCUUCGGAGUAUUUUUUAACGAUCAUCAUGAACAAGCUGCAUGACUGGCGUAUAUUUCACGAGGUAUGCGUGGGAUCAUUCUUAAUCUUACAAUCUUUACUCUAUCUCUCCAUCUCUCCAUCUCCGUCCUUGCCAGUUAGCUGGCUGUUCAUGGUAUUAAUCAUGACCUGUUGGUGCGCCAUCGACCAACACUGUGUGCCUGGCCGCUCCUCUACACAUUCCUCUACUACUCUAUGCUUAAGUGUAUGUUCUGAUGUCCAGGUCCCUACGACUUAAGGUCAGUAUCUUAUCACCACUGCCAGUGAGAGGUAUGGUAGACGCAUAGAUAUACUCAUGGCUUUUACGAACAAAUUCUUGUUCAACUUUGAUGGCAUCAAGAGAAUUGAGUAGAAUAGACGUGGUAAGGUAUUAACAGUUAGCAGAUCACUGUCGUGUAGCAGUCUAUACUAUAGUAGUAUCAGUAGGUCUGAGCCUGCUUUGCAAAGCCUCCUUGUCAUUGAAACGGCGCUGCAUUCACAACCGUUAUCGAGGCUACAAUUCACGCUUUAUCUGUUUUGAACAACUGAAGCUGUAAGUUCGUUCGGAUCUAGCAAGUUCAUAUU